AAAGAACAACAUCUAUUUUUUUCUACCCAAGAUGAAGAUUGCCGUAAUGUUGCUUGUUUUCAUAAGAGGAAUUGCAGGUGCCACUUUCUUUCUUAAUUAUGAAGCCAAAAACCAGACGCUGAUCUGCAAGGCAUCAAGCCAUCCAGGCGGGACAGCCUGGUGGUUUGGAGAUCACUCUACGCAGAAAUUCAAAAUGUCUAAGGGUGCCGUUUCAACGUGUCCAACAGAGCAGCAGGGAGGUGACCCAUGCUAUACCGAAGGAAAGGAACUCAAUUCUGCUUUUCCUCACGGUCAAAUUGUUGCGUGCAAAUCCCAUGAAAAAAACAAGACGUCUGGGCCCCCGAUAUUUACUAACAAGGAGGACUGCAGGGAAUUUGAUUUCUUCAUUCUAGCAAAAAUGAACCGAACCGAACAGAAACGUCUGCAGGUCAAAGGAAAAAAUUUCAGUCUCCCCUGUGAAUUUCAACUGCAGGAAAACGUAGCAAACUUUGCUGUUUACUGGCUCAAAGAAACGGACCAGACUACUUGCCUACAUUCAGUUUCAAAUGAAGACCAUCACGAUAUUCGUAGCUUUUCCUAUAACAUAAACUGCUGUGUUGAUGCCAAUAUGGAAAACAGAACACUCAGUGAUUCAAAAAUCAUAGACUCAGAAGGACGACACCAAAAUCAUGAGCUUACAAUUGUUGAUGUCAUCCCCUCUGACACCGGGAUAUAUCUGUGUGUGCUCACCAUGUUUGCGAAGCCACAAAACUGGAGGAUUGUGACUAACAUGUCCGUAGAAGUGGAGGAUCCUUCAUCAUCUACUGUGCUGAAAGUUUCUUUGGGAAUCGUGGGAGGUGUGGUUCUGAUCAGCGGGAUUGGGCUGCUUUUUUACUGCAAGAAUCGAAAGGCAACAGCCUCUGAACAGCAUCAAAGGGAUUACACAAUAGCUGAAAGAGAAGUUGAUGACUGCACGCCUUAUGCCAUAUGCAGUCGUAAUGUCAUAGAUGGAAAUCAAGCCAUAUAUUCACUCGUCAUGAAACCGGGGGUGAAUUCAAACAUAGCGUCGUCUCUACCGGAUGACAAACCGGCUUAUGGAACAUGAUGCGGAGAAAAUUUUGAAGCACUCUAUAGUGUUGGGAAUCAGGAUCGAUCUUGAUGACUGCAGUGGGUGGAAUGACCACCUCUGCGUUUGAGUUUCUGCUACAAAGCUGACCUAGACAACCUGCACAGCCCUGGAGUCAACCUAGACAAUGACAAGGUCUGUGGAAUUUCAGACGUAACCGAAGUCUGAAUUUCCGAGCGGAUCUCUAUGGGUUGCGUAUAAGAUUGGUUUGUUUUGUAAUUGGUCAAGGAGAAGUAAACAUGGGCAUUACAUGAGGAUAUGCCCAGCCUUUUCCAACCCAAUCCCCAUCCUUGAAUAAAAAACUCAUUAAUACGGACCCAACUCACCCUGUGCUCGUUGGGUGAUACUCCAACGUCUUGGCGAUUUUUCUUUAUCUGAUAGCUUUUCCAAGAUGCCAUUCUGGCUGUGAUAGUUAACAUGACUUGUCUGUUUCGUGUUUGCAUUCUGCUUUUGACGUUGCUAGAACACAUUGUUAGUGGGUUUAUAUUAUGGAGCUUUGCUGUGUCAUCCUUCCCAUUUCUAACAACAACAACAAUAAAAAGCAUACAACCACCAUCAUGAUGCAAUUGCUUUAAAUGUCAUAAUCACUUCUA
This is a messenger RNA of Pogona vitticeps (central bearded dragon), 1698 nucleotides long. The record is from RefSeq and is a predicted model, not a curated record. Lineage: Eukaryota; Metazoa; Chordata; Lepidosauria; Squamata; Agamidae.